Messenger RNA from Helianthus annuus (common sunflower), 588 nucleotides. RefSeq lists its product as uncharacterized. Bases 1 to 588 code for a protein of 195 amino acids. Lineage: Eukaryota; Viridiplantae; Streptophyta; Magnoliopsida; Asterales; Asteraceae. The record is from RefSeq and is a predicted model, not a curated record. The transcript has a single exon.
AUGGAUAAAGAGAAAAAAGUCAGAAAGAAUAAACAAAAAAAGAAAGAUGAAAAGGAUGAAUUUUAUGUUUAUCCAACUGAAUCCGAGAAUGAAAACGAAGAAAUUUUUGAAAAUGAAUCUGAAGAAAAAGAUGAAGACGAUGCUGAAGAACAACCAAUCACCAUACUUAAAGCUGCAACAGACUGGAUUGAUCAAGAGAAUCAAGAGAAUGUUCAAAACAGCCCAAUUAAAUCCAAUGAAACUGAGAAAACACAUACAGAAAGUGGAGGAUCAUGGGGGCAAUUCUUCAUUAAACCAUCAAUAGGAAAUAAAGAUAAAAUGUGGGUAGACAGUCAAAGCCGACUGCGUAAUUUCAUGCCAUCACAAAAUCAAAGUGAAGGUCUUUCUGACAUUCAUUCAACAAAAAGUGGCGAUGAAAAUAUGAAGAACAUUGAAGAUAAAAAAUCACAUGAAGAAUAUCUUGUGACUGCUUUGGAUGAUCAUUUUAAAGGAUUUGAAGAAAUUUUCAAAAACAUCCAAUCACGCAUAGAUGAGAUUAUCGAGGAAUAUCCAAACAAUGAAGCUCUUCAUAACAAAGUAAACGAAUAG